GCGACGCGUGCGUCUUCUCUUUUGUUGGUUUUGCGAACCUCACGAGACUCGCGUGUCUCGCACAGCGUGACUAGUCUUGUCCGUGUUCGCCCACCUGUUCGCUCCAGUAAGUCGAUCGCGAGUAUCAUGACAACGAAUGUUAUGUUCCGUGUAAUAAUCGGCGACUUGUCGCUUGGUGCACGUGCGUCAUCGUUGUUGUCGUAGCUCCGUUACCUUGUGUUUCCGUGUUUCACCAGGGAUACCUGAGAUUUCGAGGGGUUCUCGCGAGUGAUCUGACAACCUCGCGGUCCAGGAUCUGCCACGCGAUCAUCGCGACGCGAGUGUCGUGUUUCGAGCACCGUAAUUUCGUGAUAGGUGGUUUACUAUCCGGCUAAACUGGAACAGUGUGCUUGCUACUGGUACGUUGCAAUAGAAGAAGAAACAAACGGUGUGAGGAAAAAUCUGUUGCAAUCGUGUUAGAAAUCAGUGAACCAAUCUCUCGGUGAUAAUUAGUGCGAAACACUCCUUGGAUUAUGACCGUUGGGUAGAUGACACUUGGCAUUCCGUCGUCGUAGGGUCGACGCAGCUUUCCACCUCCAUGAUACGGUUUCUACUCGUCAAGAAAAUCAUCAUGACUCGGUCGAAGGACACGUGAGAAUAAUCUAGUCGACCAAUUAGUUCGCUUAACGCCGUAACUAAUAUCACGGUAUAUCGGCGAACGUACAUGAACCUAUGUAACUCGUGAACAUCGGGGAGGGAGGAACGAAAGAAAGAGAGAGGAAAGGAAAAAAGGAAAAGAAGAGGAACAAAGUGAAAGACGAAAAGAGGAAAAGCCGCGAGAUACUAAAGCGUGGCAAAGUCGCGGCAGCAGCUGUGUCGCGGUGAAAGUACGAAAGAAAGUCGAGCGUAAAUGCUCGUAGGGGCGCUUAAGCGAGUUUACACGCGGGCAAGCGUACCGUGAGCCGGCUCGAAACGUUAGAAACGCUCGAACGUGAAAACGCGACCGUGCGCUUGUGAGGGAUGCGGCCCAUGGGCGAAGGGUGGGGUCUUUGGGCACCGAUAAGGCUUAUCCGAAGAUACGAUGGCCGGCUGCUCGGCUCUUGUCGUCAGUCGUAGUGCUCAGGUGGAGUCGACAAGAGCGCCGUUCGCUUUAAUUCACGCCGAUAUCGUGAGUUCGCGUCUCUUCUACGUACGAGUAUCAUCGCUGCUAUCGUAUCCGGUUGACCGACCUCCAGUUGAAUUAGACGCAGCCACGGAAACGCCAGAGGACCUCGACCAGGUGGCGGAGGGUGCUUGAGAACGACGACAACCUUGAAAUAGACCAAGAGGAAUCAGCCAAUCGAGAGUCCGCGUGGUCGAUAACUGGGAUUAUUCGACAGCUUCGUAUCGAACGUUAAACGUCGCCAAAGUUGCGCCAAAAGUCUACAGUAGUAACAUUGAACAGAUUUCCCUAGAGACAGAUUGGUGUCUGUAUCAGUGCAACCGUAUCUCGUGAACAGUGUAUGCUUUCUGUGUCUAAUAUUAAAAAAAAAAAGAAAAAAAGAGAAAUAAUUCGUGACCGUACAAUUGAUGAUUCGGUGGAAUUGUUCGAAUAAAGAAAAAGGGGAGUAGAAAGACGAAAAGUGUGUUUUCUUGAUGAAAGUUCCGUUUGUAUAUCCGUAAUCCGUUUGUUGACUCACACGUGUGUAGUAGUUAGUGUUUGAGGGUUGAUACCUUCAAACCGGAAACGUCGAGUAAUCCUGUCUUCCUCAAGGAUAAACGAGGCUGAGGGAGGGAGGCACCGAGAACCGGUCGCAAGGAGGAUUCCUAUGAAAAUGCUUCAAUCUUUGAAUGCUCUGGCGGGUAAGAUCUCGCCGGGCUCGCCAACCGACAGCAACGCAAACAAAGUGCACAUGCACAACAACAACAACAACAACAACGUCGUGCAUCAUCAUCAUCAUCCGUACUCGAAGCAACAGGCGCAGCAGCCGUCGCCGUCGUCGCAGUCGAGCAACGGCGACCAAAAGGAAAACACCAUAAUGAACAACAAUGGCGUAGAGCAACCAGACCCCGACAACAUAAAAAUGUUCGUAGGUCAGGUACCUCACGACAUGGACGAAAACGAUCUGAGGAAGUUGUUCGAGGAGUUCGGUCGGGUGCACCAGAUAAAUAUCUUGCGGGACAAGAUCACCGGAAGUCAUAGAGGAUGUUGCUUCGUAACAUUUUAUACGAGAAAGGCCGCUUUGGACGCCCAGAAUGCUUUGCACAACGUAAAAACCUUCAGCGGGAUGCGCCAUCCGAUCCAGAUGAAACCUGCGGACAGCGAAAACAGAAACGAACGUAAACUGUUUGUUGGCAUGCUGUCAAAGAAGUUCAGCGAAAACGAUGUUAGGAACAUGUUUAGCAUUUAUGGAACCAUCGAAGAAUGUUCGGUGCUGAGAGACAGCACCGGAAAAAGUAAAGCCUGUGCCUUCGUUACCUUCGCUAGUAAACAAUACGCUAUCAACGCCAUUAAAGCUCUUCAUCACUCACAAACGAUGGAGGGAUGUUCGUCGCCGCUGGUUGUGAAAUUUGCAGACACGCAGAAGGAAAAGGAUCAGAAGAGGAUGCAACAGCUUCAGACGAAUCUUUGGAAUAUAGCAGGAGUCAACAUGGCGCCGCAUUACCUGACUAACGACACGCCUGCUUUGGCGCCAGCCUCGUUGCAACUGUUGCAACAACUUCAGGCGACAACGAGCGCGGCGACUCCGGUCGCGGCAGGUGCUGGUGCAAGCGCGUUGUCGAGCGUACAGCAUCAAUUGUUACUGCAACAACACCUUGGCCUCGGCGCGGCGACUCCUGCGCAUGCGGCGGCCCCCGCCGUACCAAGCCCGCCAGAAAUUAACCCUGCGAACCUCCAAGGCCUGGCGACGCUCGCGUCCUUGAGCAAUACCGCCGGUGAGUAUGCGAAUGCAGGAGUAUCACCGAUGAGUAUGCAGAACCUGGUCACCCUGGCAGCCAUGACAGGCGGAAACGGCAACCUUCAGGUGUCGCCAAACACGUUAAGCGGACUGGCGAAUUCGACAGCAGGUAUGUCGCUAUCUGUCCUUCUUGGAAAGACCGGAAAUACAGGGUCUACCGGAGGUAGUCUCAGUCCUGUGACGUCCCUAGCGCUCAAUUCCCUUACGGGUACACCUCUAAAUGGAUUGCAGGACUCUUUGAGCAACGCUUACUCCAGCUUACAACAGUAUGCAGGGUUCCCCGCGUUCACGGCAGCGGCAGCCGCAGCUGCGGCUGCGGCCCAAAAGGCAAAAUUCACCAGCACGGACAAGCAGAUAGAGGGUCCUGAAGGAUGCAAUCUAUUCAUCUAUCAUCUACCGCAGGAGUUCAGUGAUACUGACUUGGUUUCAACAUUUUUGCCAUUUGGGAACGUCAUCUCGGCAAAAGUCUUCAUCGAUAAGCAAACGCAACUGAGCAAGUGUUUUGGCUUCGUGUCGUACGACAAUGCGGCAAGCGCGCAAGCAGCGAUCCAAGCGAUGAAUGGCUUCCAAAUCGGCAUGAAACGGCUGAAGGUCCAACUUAAACGAUCCAAGGACGCAUCGAAACCCUACUAGCCGACGUCGUCCACCGUUUGUAGGUAGAUACCAAGGACUUCUCGGAUACCACGGCUCGGAAUCAACGACCUUGGUGUCCUUAAUCAAAAACCAAAAAAAAGAAACCACUAUUGACACAUUCCAUAAACCUCGCGACGUCGAUCAUCGAUCGGGAAUGUUUCUCGGUCUGGAUAGAUAACAGAUAGAUAAUUAAAUAGAUAAAUGGAUAGAUAAAUAGGUAGAUAGAUGGAUAGAUAGAUAGAUAGAUAUAUAGAUAGAUAGAUAGAUAGAUAGAUAGAUAGAUAGAUAGAUAGAUAGAUAGAUAGAUAAAUUGAUAAAUAGGUAGGUAGGUAGAUAGAUAGGACUAGGUAUUUUCAAUCGACCAAAGUGUCCAGCAGAUAUCGCUAGCAAAAAAUCUCUAGUCAAGCAGUAAUUUUUAUGAAGGUCAAAAAAAAGUCCUUAAUAGUCUUCUUUGCUUUUAGACGCCAUAAAGAGGAAUUUACGAGACUGUGAUAAAAUUGAAGACUUACUAUAUCGUCAUAACUGUGUUGCGAAGAAUAUAUAAUUAGGAAGAACGUUCUAUAGAUACACAUAUAGAUAUCUGUAUAUUUUGUUCUUGUAAAUGUUUGGAGUAGCUCCAAAUGAGAACUAGUUUUCUCUAGAGUUCAAAUCUCUCCGCAUGACAGUCCGUCCAUAUUAUCAACAUGCAUAUUUUGAUUAUUCUUAUAUCAAGAUGAUUAUAUCUAUUUUUCUUCGUUUGACUGCUGUAUAUCUGUAUUUCCCAUGAUAUACGUGAUUUUUAUUGACCGUAACAUUCUUCGAAAUCAAUAUCUCGUAUUAUGGAUAGGAUUCAAUGGCGCUUACAAGUGAUAUAGAAGUUUUGUUCUUGUCGAAUGCAGUGGUAACUCAUCGAAUAUUUCGGUUCCUGUUUUUUUUUUUUGCCGGUGAUGAGAUACAACGAAUAACUAUUGUGUAUGUCUUCUUCCUCUAUCUCUUUUUUUCUAUUUAAAUUUUGUUUCUUUCUCUUACAACGCUUUCCAAAGCAUAACUAGAAAAGACAUUGUAGUAUAUACAUGUUCAAUUAGCAUGUAGAUCGUUGAGAGCUUUUUUGUAAUACGUAUAAUUUACGUAUCCUUUGUGACCGUGUAAGAGACAUUGUGUUUGUAUGCAAAUAAUUUUAGUUCAUAGAAUAUAUUAUAUACGUGAUAUAUUCCAAAUGAAAAAUCCCAGAAAGCUAUAAAAUAAAUAAUCUUUUGUCUAUGUUUCGAAACUGUAUUUAGUAGUUUCUAGGAUUUACUUAGAUUUACAUUUUUCAUUAAUAGGACCUUUCAAAAUUGUAUGUAUAUUUCUUUGCUGUACGGUAUUUCAGGAAAAUACGAAUCGCAGCAGGACAAUGACACUUAAUCGUGCCGCAUCAAAACGAGACCUAAAAGUAUUCUUAAAUACCAUUGCUCGAUAUACGUACAUAUUCGAAGAUGCAAGCCUGCCCAUUCUAGCCCUUUACCGCCCCACCAGACCUCUUAAUUCGCGCCAGUGGUGUAAUCAAAAGUUCGUUUCGUUGCAAACGGCUGCCAAUCAAGCUUUCUGUGCUAACUUUUGUGCACAAAGUGGAAAUUACGUAAACGUGAAGUUUCACUAACCAAAUUCACCAUGUAGCUUCUCCUCAGAAUAUCAGAGUACAAGUAGUUCGCUUUAAGUUUUUUUCUCUCACGCAACGUUUUAGUUUCGUACAUUUAACUAAACUUUUGUUGUUGUUGAUCUUAUUUUUACUUGUUUGUUUUACUAUUUUUAAAAGGUCUGCUUCUAUCGUUCCUUUUUUAAUCGUUACAUAUGCAUUAUAUUUAUAUACCUCUACAUCUACAUAUACAUAUGUAUAUACACACACACACACACGCACACGCACACGCACGCACGCACACACACACACACAUGCUUCCAGUAACUUCGCCGAUAAUUAUUUUGUUCGUUAUCCGACAUAAGGUACCGAUGAAAACAAUCGCCACGAUCUACCUUACUAAUUUAAUUUUCUGAUUACGCCACUAUAUUUUACAGUUGUAAUCGCGAUAAUCGGUCCCCCGUUGUUGUCGUCAUUCUUUCUUUUUUUCUUUUUUUUUUUUUUUUUAUUGUACAGGGUACACAGAACUUGGAACGUUUUAUCGUGACAAUAAUACUCGUAUAUCGAAGUUUGAUGGUUAAUUUACGCUAUGACGCUUCUUUAGUUGUUAGUACUAACAUCGCCGUGUGUUCUUUUUUUCUGGGAUGUCGUCGGACGCCGGGUACCAUUAUUGCCAGCAGUGGUUCAUCGAUUUUCUUCUUCCUAAAAUAUGUAUUCUACUAUUAUAAAGUCUUUACUAACGAUCGUUUGAUUCGUUUAUUUACUUACUUAUGCAAAGAAUGGGCGCGUCGAUGAACCACGAUGACAUAAAAGAAGCAACAAGAAUCGAAUAACAUUAAGACUGAUUAAAUGAUAACGUUACCAUCCUUAUUAUAUUUCUUUUAUUAGAAAGUAAUAAAACAGAAUAGAUCCUUGUCGCUCCUACAUAGGAACGAUGUACCGACAAACUACCUGUGUACACGUUGCGCGGUGACGUUAUAUCCACAAGAUCUUGCGACGGUGUUUCUAUUCGACUCAUUUACAUUAGCAAAUUCUGGUGGGUUGCAAAGCGCUACUAUCUACCUCGGUGAACUUGCUAGUCCCUAUAUAUUCAUUUUAUGUUUGCUAUCUUUUUUUCAACGUUAUCAAGGAAAGAACGCGGAAGAAGAAAGUUGGCAAACCUAUCAGGAUCGUUGGGAAAAGCAGAAACCAGCAAAACGCAAACAGUCGUAAGGGAAAAGUUCCGCAGGUUCUAAAAAGAAAGUUUGAAUGAACAUCGCGCUGAUUCGUCACCGUGCACGUUUACGCGGUGUAAUAUCCUACAUAUCUGGUGUGUGGUGGUGACUAACCUGUCCGUGUGUUUGUUUGUGUGCCAGCAGGUGGCCUGUGACGUUGUGACCGUGUUCUCGAUCGGAGUCGCCGUGCCAUGUCUCAGUCAGUCGAAUCGGUCAAUCAUUCGAUCGAUCAGUCAAUCGAUUAGUCAAUCGAUUAGUCGAUCAGUCACGAUUCCUUGGUCAGCCUCUUGAUCAGUCAUUCUGUGUCUGUCGGUACCUGUAUACACCUGUCCACUCUCGCUCCUCUACAAGAAGCGGCAGCCCGCUCUACUUCCCACAUAUAUACCAUUGUAUUACCAUACGAUGCUUCCUACUCUUUUUCCCUACACGACCACCCUGGAAGAAAAACAAAACAACACCUCCUCCAACGAAUCCAUCCACCUAUGCGUGCACCGUUUCCAUCCACGGUCACCAAUGCUUGGUCAGUACGACAUUUAACCGGGAAUAGCAGCACAAUAGCAGCACAGUGACUGUCAAUUGUGGCGAGUUACAAUCUGUGAACGCGCUGAUCCGUGAUAAAUAAAAAAACUGAUACAAAGAAAGAAAGAAAGAGAAGAAUCCUCAACGAUCAUCUGCCAGCUUUUAAAAACUCUGGACCAGGUCGGUGCGAAAUUAGUCGAGGUGCGGAAACGGAAACGAGGAAUCGUCGUGGGAAAAAUAAACGCUCGAUCGCGCGUUACAAAAAUUCGAGAGAGACCAGGGAAACGACGAUAUAUCAUCGUUUAGAAUCGAACUAGCAUGUAAAGAGUAGCUAAGCGGAAGCCGGAGCACUACCGAUCGAUCACUAUGUUUUUAUGUUCCUUGGGCUAAGCUGUAACACACCGCUACAUUAUCUUUCUGUUUCUCUGUAUGUGUGUAUAUAUUUAAUUAUAUUUUUCACAGAACCAGUUUAUAAUUACUUAUAGUAAAUGCCAUAACAUAUGUAUCUUUCGGCGAUGUGACAACCUCACUAGAGAGUAACAUUGCUCUUACUACAUCGCCACCUUGUACGUAGUUAAGGAUAACAGUGAUUCUAACAAAUAUUUCAACAAGGUUCAGUUGUAUAGGUAGACUCUACCUUAAUCCAAUCUACCAACUAUACCUUGGGUUUUGACGGUUUGAUACCAUUGCCACGAUAUCCGUAGUCAAACUGCACCAGUCAACGUUGCAAUCCAAAACAAUUUAACUGAACGAGUCAAUUACAUAUUAUCCGUUAUUUUUACAAUUUUACAAUGCAGGAUCGAAUAAAAGCUUGAGUUUUAAUGGAUUAAACAAAUUCACAGUGAACUGAUGCACGCAGUAAUCAGUGGCCACAUAGAUCCCUUUAUCCCGAAAAGUCUAUUGCGGCCAUCGCUUGACAUGUUCAACCAAAUACUUAUUCUGAUAGAAAUUUAAUCGGUUCUUUUUCCAUACUAAAUAGGACUUGCUUAAUCGUUUUGAUAUUGAUUCGUUAAUUCUCAAAAAUCGGUCGUACCUUUCAUCUUAAUAUCGUUUUAGUUUCGUUCGAAAUUGCAAUGGAAACACCGCUUCGCUACUCUUUAUUUUGUAUAAUACUGUCAUAGUUCGGCAACGCUUUGUACGUGGCGACAACUCUGAAGUGUAACACACGCUACUUUAUCUCUUUGUUUCUCUGUAUGUGUGUGUGUAUAUAUAUAUAUUACAUAGCAUAUGCAAAUGUAUGCAACCCAUAUAUCUGUGCAUGUGUAUGUACGAAAAUGUGCGUAUGCGCGCGCGCGAGCCAUGCGAUCUAAAGCUGAUACGAAGGUACUGUAGAAAGAAAAAAUAGGGUAUAGUUACCACGAUCUUUCAGUCGCUUAAUUUACAAGCGAUUCGAAAUAAACGAGUGAUGGAAGGAAAACAGACAAGAAUCAAUUUUAGAUCGCAAAGAAUUCUCCGUGGACCUCUAGCGUAAGAAAUAUUUGCGUACAAUCACUAACUAGCCGUUAAAAAAGUAAAACAAGAAACGGGACAAAAGCAAGAAUGCUCGUUCUGUGAGACGGAACUUGUAUACCUUAUUGUAUAAUACGAAAAAUACUACCGCGCCCGAGUUCGCUCUUCGAUUGAGAAUCGAUUUUAUCGGCUCACUUUCGGGAUCGCUGUCAGCAUCGCGAAGCGCCUGUUUAUAUGUAGAUAAAAACGCGCACUGGUGACUAUAGUGCUGACUCUAGUGACUCUAACUGAAUAAAUAAUAGAGAAAAUAACGUAUGUAGGAAAUGAGAAAACCAUUGAAGAAAAGAGUAAUAGAACGAGAUGAAUGCAAGCAAAAUGUGCUAGAACGAAAAAAUAAAAACGAUACCGUGGUCCGAGCGAAAUGGGCAGAGUCCGAUUUACUGUUGUAAAUUAAAAAUAAUAUAAUGGUGUAAAGAUUACCAAAAAAAGAACCAAAAACAAAAAAAAGACAAAACUGGAACAGAGGAGACAAAACGAAGUGUAGGGAAAAACGAAAUACAUAAGUAGCAUUUUUUAAUGACUUUGUGAUAACGUUAUACCGUAUAUAGGAUUGGACUAGGGUCGCUUUUUAACGUAUGUAUGUAUAAUAGAAAUAAGCGUGGUAUGAGAAACUUAAUGAUGCAAAGAUUUUGAAGUGAAAGAAAAUCAUAAGAAAGGAAAGAAAUUGUUCAUCAGGUGACACUUCACUAGCGUGCACGCGAUCAUUCUAAUUUUCCUUCUUUCUUUCUUUCUUUCUUUCUUUCUUUCUUUCUUUCUUUCUCUCCCCUCUUCAUCACUCGUACCAAGGAGGUACUUACGAUUCACGUUUUUAAUUAUGAUCUCCAGUACAUAUGUUCGAGUUUAUAGACGAAAUACGUACUGACGGGUAAAAGAAAAAAUUGUACGUGUGAGUACACAAUGAGAAGAAAACGGAAGAAAAUUGGGAACAUUCGAAAAAUGGUUUACGAUCGUUGACAUGGUGAUCACAUGUUGGAAAGUCAUGUGAUUGUAUACGAAUUAAUCUUGAGUCAGUAACCAUUUUUGUUACGUUAAAUGCGACAAAUAUAUAUAAUUUUACGAAGUACGUAACAGGAAAUCAUUGUAUAUUGUUAACUUUGUCUCUUGUCUGUAUAGUGUUUAAGUUUUUAAAAACGACGUAGAAUGCGGGUCAGGAUAUAUUCUGUUAAGAAUUUAGAAGUUUUAAUUGAUCCUUAAUGGUUCAGAAUUUCUAUACGAGAACACUUACGUCGUUACUGAUGCAAGAUUAACUCAACGGCGUCACUGUAAGGUACUUAAUUUCAUUGUGAACCUAGAGAAGCAUACGAUUCCUGCAUAGAAAAGCAUGAAAAAGAGAGAAACAGGAUCUUGAAGAGUCCAAAAAUGAUAGCUAGGAUAUUUUUUACGGUAAAACUAAUCCAGUCUGCGUGUUCCUUAAAUUUUUCUUAUUGUCAGUUCAACAAAGACUUUACAUAGCGUCACUACAUCUGCAGUGUCACUGUAUUAUUCAAAUAUCAAGAAAAAUGAAUCAUGGCUCGCUAAUGAAACAUCGCAAGCUCUCCCUCUAAACUAGAAAAUAUUGAAAAUCGUAAAGGGAAGAGAACGAUGUAGUAAAAGCUUCGUCUUCGACUUGAACUAGAUCCGAUCGCUUGUUUUACACGAAAUGAUUGUGAAUUUCAUAAAUUGAGCCGUAUCAACAAGACAAAUUUCGUUGCAAAGUAUAAUCAAAUUAUUUUUUAUAUCGAAUCACUUAUUGACUUAUGCACGAGGGAAAAAGUUAAUGAUGGAUUCUAGGAUUGACGAAUAAUUAGAAUCACAGAGACUAAUAAAUAACAUAGUUAAAUCGCCUGGAUUUGUCUUGUGGAUAUGAUUUAAAAAAUCUAUUCGUUAUGUACAUCGAAGAACGAAAGUGCAUCGAAGAACAGCUGAAGUGCAUAAGCGAUCAUGGCUGGCUCUCUUUCUGUUGCUCAUUUCCACGAAUCGUCCAUUCGUCAUUUCCCCUAUCCUUUUAUUAUUAAAGGAUCCGUCGAAAUUUUCAAUUUAUAGCUAUAAUCGAUUAGAGAAUCUGAUUUCUUAGAAAAUUCUCUUUUUAAGUAUAAUAAUAAUUUAAGCGUCAUCCGAUGACACUAAUACACGAUUUACACGCACGCGUCAAACCAAAUGAACGGAGCAACGAACAUUUACUUUUUGCAUAUUUGCAGAGAAGUGUAAAAUAAUAUGUAAGAUGAUUCAUUAAAAACAGAUCGGAAACAGAAUAGAGUGGAAAUGAAAACAACAUUUAUUCAAAGUAUGUAAGAUAAUUAAAGACCGAAUCCAUAAUGAAACCACGUAUCGUCACAGUCUUUUCUAUUUCAUUCGGUAUCCAUUGACAUCUUUGUGAGCAAAAUUUCAGCUGUUUACCUGAGGUAUGACGAUACCUACCUAUACGUACAUGUACAGUAUAAAUCAAUCCACCUAAAUACCGUUUCAAAAGCUUGGUUUAUCCAUAAUCUCAUCGAACAUUACGGUCAUUACAUACGUAGAACCAUAUGUUUUUCUGCCGUUUCAGACGAUAUACUUCCAGCGAUUCACGAUCACAUGUUCCUCUUCAUCAAAUUGAACCUAGAAAUAUUUCGGGGCAUCGAAGUCAGCUAUGGAGCCAUCUUCCAUAAGUUAUCAAAUCGAAAAUUCCUAAUAACGUCCCCAGACUCGUGUCUUAUCAGUCACUCCAUGUUAAUUUAACAUUGAUUAUAUUUUAUUCUACGCUUUUAAUUUAUUUUUCCAUAAAGAGUUAUUCUCCUACUCGUUUGUACGAUACUUUUGACCGUAUCUCGCACGAUUUUUGAUGGAUCAUCUCAUAUUGAUCGUAACGUAGGUGUUCGUUGCGUCAUAUUCCGUGCCAAUUACCAAAGACGUCUCUUUAAUUAAUCGAUGUACUUACGCACCGUGUUAACAAUUAACUCUUCCUCUUUCACACACAAGCACGUUCAGCCGAUAUACAUAAAUAUAUAACAAUUAAUUAAUUGUUUACGUGGAGUUACACGUUUUCUUAAGUUUUUUUUGUACACGUGAAUACAAAUGGAGCCUAGUCAGAAGUAACAUUAUGAAUUAAUAUAGAAUCAUAUUUUUCUUUCUUUUUUUUUAUAUUUCAUUCAUUUACCAAAUUCUCUUCAGCACGUAUGUUGAUUUCGUUGUUAGACAAAAAAUGAAAGAAAAAGGUCGGGAAAAACAGUGCUGCUACGUUGAUCACCAUUAGUACGAUUAUACUUAUUAUUAUUGCUAUACCCCACUUUACCAAUUAUUAUCGUUGUCCUCAUUAUUAUUACAAUUGUUACUAUUAGUUGAAUCAUUACAAUUUAUCCCUAUUACUCUGUUGGUAGAUUAUUAAUGUUAAUUGCGACGUAAUUAUUACUAUAGAUACGAUUCUUGGUAGUAUCGUUAUUGUAAAACUUUAUUCUUAUCAUUAUUAUUACUUUUAUAUGUUAUUAUUAUUUAUAGGAAUGGUGUUUAGAUUAUUAUUAUUAUUAUUAUUAUUAUUAUUAUUAUUAUUAUUAUUUUAUUAUCAUUAUUAUUAUUAUUAUUCGUAGAAGCUUUGUUUGUUAGAUGAAAAUUGUGACGCUAAGCGAAUUACUUCGAUCAUGGUGCAAUAAAAAACUUUUGGAUCGAUUUUUACGAAAGCUUCGCAAGAAAAUGAAACGAACAAGGAUCACUCGUCAUACGUACUUAAUAAAUCGUCGUACUUGUCGAUUGUAGAAAUCUACAUAUUUAUUUUUUAAUGUCAGUUUUUUGUAUAUUUUGUAUGAUUUAUUUUUUUUAAUGAAUUUCAGCACGUCCAGUGAAUAUCAGAGAUAUAUAAAUUUAUACGAGCUACUCAGGAACCAAUCUGAUCCACCUUCUGAAAAAUUCUUAAUUUUAAUAAUAGAAUAUAUAAUUAGUGUCUAACUUUUUAAAAACCAAAUGAUUACUUCUGAAGUCGAUAAAUUUGGUUAUUGUGUGGCUCGUGUAUAAAUUCAAAAUAAACUGUAUGAUCCUAUUUCGUUUCGCAUUAUCGUAACUACCAUUGCUGUCAAUAGCAUUGCAAUUGGUUAAUUACUGCUCGAUUAUGUAUUAUCUUCUUUUUUUUUCUUCGUUUUAAAUGCCAGAUAUGUAUGCAUAAUUCGUAACAGUUAUCAUGUUCAACGGAUAUAUGUAUAUAUAUAUUUCAUCCCUACAAUGUUAACAGACCAUAGUACUUUAUUUUGCUGUUUUUCUUUUCCGUAGAACGUGUUUUCUUUUUUUCAAUUUUUUGCUCUACUAUUACUAUUAAUAUUACUAUUUUUAUUUUGUAAUUUUAGAGUUGUGCGUCUAACCGCGUUCGUUUUCCUUGGUGCUCUUAUGUGUGCGAAUUUUUAAAAAAUGCAGCGCGUUAAUAUGCGCUAUGAACAGACUCGAAAGACGAUCGUUCAAAAGUGACCAGGAUAAUUUGAUGUUCAAAAUUCAAUUAACAUGCAAGCAAACUGCAUGUGUUGAGGAUCGAUUGAUAUUUCAUAUUUAUACAUAAUAAAACAAAGGAAAAAAUAAAAAUUGCAAUAUUAUGUAUAAGAAAACAUAGUUUGACCUUAUAGUUAGAUAGAGAUUAUAUCUCAAAUUGAGCAAAUUCUAUAACAAUUUAAGCUUUCAUUCGUAUCGUAGGUGAUACGAGAAGUUUCUAAAGAUAAAACAAAAAAUGCUAUCGUGCCAAAAUUUCUCAAUAAUGAAAAGAAAUGGAUGAUCGUCGUUCGAGGUCUCGAUCACGACAAAACCGAAUAUGCUUUCGCGUGGAAGAUCGACGAAAUUCUAUCAACCGCCUGAAAUAAAAAAAGAAGAAAGAAAGAAACACCACGGUGAAAACGAUCGUGAAUAAAAUCAAAGAAAAACCAAAUUUCACCGCCAAAACCGCAAACUAAUAGCAAAAUCCUUUUUCUUGUCCCUGCGCACUAUAAAGGCUCUACACGCGUGUGUAUCAUGCGUAUGUGUGUGUGUGCGCGUGUAAUGCAAACAACCUAUAUAUGUAUAUAUAUGCAUAUGUGUGUGUGUGUGUGUGUGUGUGUGUAUAUAUAUAUAUAUAUGUAUAUAUACACGCAUAGAUAUAUAUGCAUAUGUAUAUCACGCCUGGGCAUUACGUGUGUUUCUUUCGUGUAUGUGCAUAUAGAGAUACAUGUACAAAUAAUCAAUGUAUAUUUUACGUGCGCUAUAAUCGUUCUUGUUGAACGUGAUCAUCCGCGUCACCCAUCGUUAUGUUUAAAAUGCUUGCGUUUAUAGAAAAAAUAGUUCUACAUAUUUUUUUUCUUUGUUUUCUGUUUAAUUUUUGUUUCAAUAUCUAUAUUUAUAUAUUAUAUAUAUAUACAUAAAUAUACAUAUAUAUGUAUAUAUGCAUAUAUAUAUAUAUUUUUUUUGUUCUUUAUCUGUUUUCUUUUUCUUUCGCUGUAUCUUCUUAUUGUUAGCGCAUCAAUGGUAUUUGCCGACUAUCAUGAUCGAUCGACGAAAUAAGGGGAAAGUAAAUAUCGUCGAUCUUAAACAUGUUCUUUUUUUUCUUUUCCCAUAUAUCCUUUUCUUGUGGUAUACCGGAGAUCAGCAUGUGGCGUAUGUUGAAGUAAUAAUACAUUGUAUUUAUUUUGUUGGUUUAA
Messenger RNA from Bombus pyrosoma, 13987 nucleotides. Its product is annotated as CUGBP Elav-like family member 2. Bases 1788 to 3551 code for a protein of 587 amino acids. Gene Ontology annotation, cellular component: nucleus; ribonucleoprotein complex; cytoplasm. The transcript is spliced from 15 exons. Gene Ontology annotation, biological process: regulation of alternative mRNA splicing, via spliceosome; mRNA splice site recognition. Lineage: Eukaryota; Metazoa; Arthropoda; Insecta; Hymenoptera; Apidae. Gene Ontology annotation, molecular function: mRNA 3'-UTR binding. The record is from RefSeq and is a predicted model, not a curated record.